AUGGGUAAACGAGGCCGUAAACCAAUGAAAAUUGAUUCCAAUACACAAUUAGAAAAGAGUCGUGAAAGUGCUCGACAAUGUCGUCGUCGAAAAAAACUUCGUUAUGAAUAUUUAGAAGAACUUGUUAUUGAUCGAGAAAAAGCAAUUACUAAAUUACAUGAAGAAUUACGACGUCUUCGUUCAGUUUGUCAACAAAUAGAUCAACAUGAAAUAACAAAUGAAAUACGUCAAGAAUUAAUACAAUGGAUAGACGAUGCUGAAAUUAAUAAUCAAACUCAAUAA
This is a messenger RNA of Rotaria sordida, 282 nucleotides long. The record is from the annotation of a GenBank genome assembly. NCBI's taxonomy places the organism in Eukaryota, Metazoa, Rotifera, Eurotatoria, Philodinida, Philodinidae.